Molecule: messenger RNA, 1376 nt
Organism: Nannospalax galili (Upper Galilee mountains blind mole rat)
Lineage: Eukaryota; Metazoa; Chordata; Mammalia; Rodentia; Spalacidae
Product: acylcarnitine hydrolase-like
Exons: 8
Cellular component (GO): intracellular membrane-bounded organelle
Molecular function (GO): carboxylic ester hydrolase activity
Source: RefSeq, a predicted model, not a curated record
AAAAUCUUCACCUACAGGCCAGGAAUCAGAUAGUCCCAUCCGGACCACAUACACGGGGCAGGUGCGAGGCAGUUUCGUCCAUGUGAAGGAUCAAGUGGGAGUCUAUAGCUUCCUGGGAAUUCCUUUUGCCAAGCCACCUGUAGGACCACUGCGGUUUGCACCCCCUGAGUCCCCUGAACCAUGGAGUGGUGUGAGAGAUGGGACAUCACAACCAGCCAUGUGUCUACAAAAUUCUGAUAUGAUGAGUUCAGAGGGUCUGAAGAAGAUGAAUCUGAUCAUGCCUCCCACCCCCAUGUCUGAGGACUGCCUAUAUCUCAACAUCUACACACCAACCCAUGCCCAUGAAGGCUCUAACCUGCCUGUGGUGAUGGUCUUUAUUCAGUAUCGUCUUGGUGUCCUGGGUUUCUUCAGCACUGGAGACCAGCACGCCAGAGGCAACUGGGGCUACCUGGACCAACUGGCCGCCCUACGCUGGGUCCAGCAGAAUAUUGCCCACUUUGGAGGCAACCCUGACCGGGUCACCAUUUUUGGAGCGUCAGCAGGUGGCACAAGUGUAUCUACUCUUCUUGUGUCCCCCAUGUCCAAAGGACUCUUCCAUGGUGCCAUCAUGGAGAGUGGAGUGGCCCUGCUACCUGACAUUUUCUCUAACACCUUUGAGGUGGUGUAUAGGGGGUUACCUUCAGAGAGUGGUGACCUGCUAAUGAAGGAGUACAUGGGAAACACGGAGGAUGCCCAGACCCUCCAACUACAGUACAGAGAGAUGAUGGCAGACUUCAUGUUCGUGAUACCCGCACUCCAAGUGGCACAUUUUCAGCGUUCCCGUGCUCCAGUACACUUCUAUGAGUUCCAGCAUACGCCUACUAGCCUGAAGAAUGUCAGACCAUCUCACGUGAUAGCUGAUCAUGGCGAUGAGAUUCUUUUUGUCUUUGGGUCCUACCUCGGGGGCAUCAAACUUGACCUCACUGAGGAGGAGAAGCUGCUGAGCAGUAGGAUGAUGAAGUACUGGGCCAACUUUGCAAGAAAUGGGAACCCCAACAGCGAUGGCCUACCCUACUGGCCCGUGUUGGACCAGGAUGAGCAGUACCUGCAACUGGACAUCCAGCCUACUGUGGGCCAUUCUCUGAAGGCUGGAAGACUGCAGUUCUGGACCAAGACCCUGCCCCAAAAGAUCCAGCAGCUAAAGGGGGCUCACAGACAACACACAGAACUGUAGCGUCCCAUAUCAGGAUAAAUGUCGGGUUUGAGUGCUAUAAUAGGAUAAGCCUGAGGUUCCCAAAGGAGCCUGGGUUGAUUCCAAUAGUCACUUAAACAUUCCUAAUCUCUGCAUUUCUCUGUUCUCCUAUGUAUGUAAUGAAAUCUCUGCAUGUCACUCCUCA